AUGGCACUAUCACGAUUCAACAGGUUAGAAAAGCAAUUGGAACGGAAUCCGGAAAUGCGUUUGCAGUACAAUGCAUUUAUGCAAGAUUAUUUGGAUCUCGGACACAUGAGAGAGAUAACUGAAGAGGAGAUCCAUGAGGAGACAGCGGCAACGAGUGCUAAAAGGGUAUAUUACCCACCGCACCAUGCGGUAUUUAAAGAUUCCAGCACUACGACAAAGGUGCGCGUCGUAUUUGAUGGUUCGGCCAGCACGGAUAGUGGUUAUUCCCUGAACGACGCCCUUCUAAAGGGUCCUAUAAUUCAGGAUGUGCUCCUCAGCCUGCUCCUUCGGUUUCGUAAAUAUGAAGUAGCACUUGUUGGUGACACGGAAAAAAUGUACCGGCAAGUGCGUGUACACAAUGAUGACACCGGAUUACAGCGCAUCUUCUUCCGGUUCUCACCGGAUGAACCUAUACGAGUUUUUGAGUUGACAACGGUAACUUAUGGGUUGACGCCCUCGUCAUUUUUAGCGAUUCGCGCUCUUCAUCAACUUGCGGCGGAUGAAGGAGCAAGAUACCCAGAAGCUGCUAAAGCUAUAAUAAGAGAUUUUUACGUGGAUGAUUAUAUUGGUGGAGCAUCCAGCGUAGAUGAAGCCAUUCAGCUUCAAAAUGACCUUGAUACACUGAUGAAAAAAGGCGGUUUCACCUUACGCAAAUGGUGUUCCAAUAAGCCAGAAGUUCUAGCUGGCAUCUCGGUCGAACAUCUUGGGACUAAUUUAUCAGUUUCAUUCGAUAUAAGUCCCGAGGAAAAGGUGAAAGCUCUGGGAAUCACCUGGGAACCUGGGACGGACCAAUUAAGGUUCUACUAUUGCAUCACAGCAAGCGAGCAGGCAUGGACGAGAAGGAACAUUCUAUCGUCUAUAGCCAAGCUUUUUGACCCGUUGGGACUUAUCUCACCGGUGAUUAUUGUGGCAAAAAUGCUGAUGCAAGAGCUCGCUCUGCACAACUCAGGAUGGGACUUGCCUGUUCCUGUCGACAUUGAAAGAAAGUGGAAGACGUUCCACUCCCAAUUGGACAAAAUUUCGGAGUUAAGGAUUAAUCGUUUCGCAUUCGUAUUCAAAUGGGUUGAUAUUCAGUUUCAUAGUUUUGCUGAUGCUUCUACCCUAGCCUACGGUACGUGUUUAUACGUACGGACGACAGAUGAAGCCGGGAACGUUAGAAUUGAAUUGUUAUCGUCCAAAUCACGUGUCGCUCCGCUGAAACGACUGACGUUACCUCGUCUUGAACUUUGCGCCGCCAAAGAGGCUGCUCUGUUGCAUUCGAAGGUAACUAAGGCUCUCUCAUUGGAAAACGUACGCACGGUAUUCUGGUCCGACAGUACAAUUGUGCUACAUUGGCUGAGAACUCCACCAAACUCAUUACAAACGUUUGUGGCUAACAGAGUAUCAAUGAUUCAAACCUACACCUACUCCCAUUCUUGGCGACAUGUAGCAGGAAAAGAAAACCCGGCUGACUUGGUAUCGCGUGGAAUGACUAUCGACGAUUUUCUGCAAAGCCAGUUGUGGAAGAAUGGACCCCCAUGGUUGCGAAAUAACACAGACGUGUGGCCUAACUCAGCCGAAGACCACAACAUUCCUGAUGAACAGUUGGAACUUCGUAAGGUUGUUCACAAGGUCACAGUGGAAGAACCACCUGAUGAGCUGUUCAGAUUACGAUCUUCAUUACCUCCUCUACUACGAAUUGUUGCUUAUUGUCUUCGUUUUGCUAAUCAUUGUCGAAACCCGAACGAUAGAAAGGAUUCAAUUAUUUUGUUUCCUGAUGAACUACAAUUAGCGAAGAUGGCGCUAACCCGCAUCGCACAAGCCGAACGAUUUCCAGACGAGAUCAAAUCUCUGCAACUACAACAACGAGUUGACCGGAAAUCAAACCUCAAGAGAUUAUUUCCAUUUCUCGACAAUUACGGAAUCCUCAGAGUUGGUGGACGUCUUCGUUUCUCUAAUGAAAGUUAUACGGCCAAGCAUCCCGCUGUUUUACCGUAUCAUCAUCCUUUCACGGAUAUGGUUAUACAGUUCUUCCAUUACCAAAACUUUCAUAGCGGUCCACAGCUAACAUUAUCCGAAAUACGUCAAGAGUUUUGGCCCGUACAUGGUAAGCGUGUCGUCAACGUCGUCCUUCGAAAAUGCAUUCGCUGUUUCCGAACUAAUCCAACGCCCAUCCAGCAACCCAUGGGACAGCUACCCGUUGGUCGCGUACGCCCAGGACGACCUUUCUUGAUAACUGGCGUUGAUUACUGUGGACCGUUUUAUUUGAAGCCAGCACGUCGAAACGCAGCUCCAACAAAAGUAUAUAUUGCGGUGUUCGUCUGCUUCACAACAAAGGCAAUGCACCUUGAGAUUGCUAGUGACUUGUCUACCAAAAGUUUCAUUUCGAUCUUGCGCCGAUUCAUCGGCUACCGUGGAAUGCCAGCCGAGAUACAUUCUGACAACGCCAAGAAUUUCUCUGGAGCCCGUAAUGAACUUAAAGAGCUACACGAAAUGCUGAAUAACCAGACUAGCUGUAAUGCCAUCUGCAACGAACUUUCUCAGAAAGGAAUUGAGUGGAAGUUUAUCCCACCUCGCGCUCCCAACUUCGGAGGAUUAUGGGAGAUCUGCCAUGACCCCACGGAAUUUGAAGCGCUAACCCCCGCGCAUUUCCUGAUUGGCUCAGCCAUGAAAGCUUUGCCCGACCCCAAUUUCAUUUCAAAACCCACAAACCGGCUUGACCACUACCAGCAAACUCAGCAAAUGUUCCAGCGUUAUUGGCAACGAUGGAGCAAGCAAUACCUCACGCAGCUGCAAGUGGCAACGAAGAACCUGCCAAUGAACACCAUCCAAAUCGGAAGUAUUGCCGUGCUACGAGAGGACAACCUGCCACCGCUUUGUUGGCCUCUAGCGAGGAUCAUUGGAUUACAUCCAGGUUUGGACGGAGUCGUUCGAGUGGUGACGGUGAAAACGGCCACCGGAGUAUACAAACGUGCAGUCAAUCGCAUCUGUCCACUGCCUUUCGAUGAGUAUCAACGAACAAAGACGUCUACGGAACUGCCAACUAUUUGA
Messenger RNA from Toxorhynchites rutilus septentrionalis, 3069 nucleotides. RefSeq lists its product as uncharacterized. The transcript is spliced from 2 exons. The record is from RefSeq and is a predicted model, not a curated record. Lineage: Eukaryota; Metazoa; Arthropoda; Insecta; Diptera; Culicidae. Gene Ontology annotation, molecular function: nucleic acid binding. Gene Ontology annotation, biological process: DNA integration. Bases 1 to 3069 code for a protein of 1022 amino acids.